Mya arenaria is the source of this 3025-nucleotide messenger RNA. Its product is annotated as proline-serine-threonine phosphatase-interacting protein 1-like. The coding region runs from base 191 to 1243 and encodes 350 amino acids. Gene Ontology annotation, molecular function: actin filament binding. NCBI's taxonomy places the organism in Eukaryota, Metazoa, Mollusca, Bivalvia, Myida, Myidae. Gene Ontology annotation, biological process: actin filament polymerization. The record is from RefSeq and is a predicted model, not a curated record. Gene Ontology annotation, cellular component: actin filament; plasma membrane; cytoplasm. The transcript has 12 exons.
AUGAACUAUUUAACAAUACUGACAUUAAUUACCAGGACGGAGUAUGAAGCUUAUCUUUGUAUAUACAUCAGCUAUCUUCUUUCAAUCAUGAGUGAUAAUUACAACAAUUGUUUGUAUCUAAUGAUGAAUGUAAUUAAUAUAUACAUGCAGCCUGUAUGGUAAAUGUUUAAAUUGUUUUGUGUUUCAAAAGAUGGACAUGGAAAUACACAAAUAUAACAAGUUCUCGGAGUCAUUUUGGGAAAUCGAUUUUAAUGGGACACUGGGAUUUGAACUGCUGUGCAAGCGCAUUCGAGAUGGUCAAAAAUCAAGCAAAGAUAUCGAAGAUUUCUUCAAGAAAAAAAGCAAAGCGGAAUCUCAGUAUGGAAAAGCCUUGAGGAACCUGGCCAGAAUGGCGGAUGGCAAAGAAGAAUCGGGGGACCUAGGCCUGGGCUGGCAGGAGCUCAAGUCACAAACGGAGCGGGCAGCCCGCUUACAUAAGACCUCCGCUGAAAACCACGCCCUUCUCGCUGAGGAGCUCGCCAGGUUCGCAGACAACAUGAAGACGGAACCGAAACAGCAUGAAGACAGGGUAAAGGACAAACAGAAAAUGAAGCGAACGGCACAUUCUAAAAUGACUGAGUUACAGCGCUCGUACCUAGAGCGAUGCCGCGAGCACAUUCAGUACGAGCUCCAGCACGGCGCCGCAUCCAAAUCCGGAACCGUCAGCUGCAAGGACAUCGAGAAGGUACGCAUCAAAUCAGAAAAAUGCAAAGAGCUCAUGGAAAAAGCAGACGGCCAGUAUCGGGCCGCGGUGGAGGCUUUGGAACAGAUCAGGCGCGCGUGGGAGGCAGACAUGGAGGAAGCGUGCAAGGUGUUUCAGCGUGCGGACGAGGCGCGGAUAUUCCUUGUGCGAGACCUGCUAUGGCGCUGUACCAACCUUGACUCCCAGCUGUGCGUCGACAGGGACCAGUGCUGCGAGAACGUGCGCGAUUCCCUUGAACGUUGUGACGUCACUCACGACGUCUGUGACUUUAUUCAACACUUCAUGACCGGCAAUAUCAGACCGGCUCCGAUCCCAUAUGAGAACUACUUCUCUGACUCGCGGGUGCAGAAUUCGCCUAACACACUGCCGCGGCGCCGGCGACCGAAGGCGUCCCCUAUCGCCACCCCGCCAGCUUCGCCAUUGUGCAGUUCCAACCGAGCAGUCCCUCAACGAACAGACAAUGCAGCAUUUUACUCCGAUUACUCGUAUGCAUACAAGUAAAGGGAAACCCGUCAGUGAAGAUACGACACAUCACAGGAUGUUUUGAACAGCGUAUCAGUUACAUAUGAGUGUUCAGAAUAAAUUUAUGAGUAUGAAUUACAGUAUAUCUGUAUAUCAAUCCUUCCGUGCGUUUCUCUCGUGUCUAUAUGAGGCUAUGCAGUUGAACCACCUAACUUGACAUCAGAUCUGAAGAGUUUCUCCAGUUUAGCUUUGAUAUCAAAAGGUACAACAAUUUCCACCAAGCCUCCAAAUGACGUCGAGUUGACGUGUGAAAGGCGCCGGUGUCUGACGUCGGAUGACUGGCGGUUUACAGUCGGAACCAAACGUUAUAUUUCCAGCACCAAUCUGACGUCGAGGAUUGACCAAUUAUCACCAAUCUUAUUGGCCCACCAUGUAAAGCAAUUGACAUGGAUUUUCAUCGAGUUUUCUAUAUAUCUAUAUAACUGUUUGAAUUUUAUCUUAUUUCAUAACUAGGGGAGGCAGCUACGGGGAACGAUCGAUUUACCACUGAACAAAAUCCCUAAAUAAACGACUAGACAGAUCGACAUAACAUUUUGUCAUCAAAUUCGAAAUUAUCAUCAAGUUUGUCUAAAAUACAUAACCUUAGCUCGAACUGAUCUUCAAUCGAAUAUUUAUGGCGUUGCUCAUACGUCCUCGUCGGCAUGAUACCAGGCAUGGACGGCGGUUGGACGUCGGCAUGAUAUAAGGCAUGGACGGCGGUUGGACGUCGGCAUGAUAUAAGGCAUGGACGGCGGUUGGACGUCGGCAUGAUAUAAGGCAUGGACGGCGGUUGGACGUCGGCAUGAUAUCAGGCAUGGACGGCGGUUGGACGUCGGCAUGAUAUAAGGCAUGGACGGCGGUUGGACGUCGGCAUGAUACCAGGCAUGGAUGGCGGUUGGACGUCGGCAUGAUAUAAGGCAUGGACGGCGGUUGGACGUCGGCAUGAUAUAAGGCAUGGACGGCGGUUGGACGUCGGCAUGAUAUCAGGCAUGGAUGGCGGUUGGACGUCGGAUGUUUGUCGCUUUCCCAUCAUCGGCUUCAUAUCAGAAACAGACGUUAGUAAGACGUCUAUAUUCCGAUCGCCGGCGUCGCGACAAAAAUCUAACGUCAUCCCGACGUCUCACUGACGCCUUGUUUCUGCUGUGCAGAGAUGUGUCACAUACUUCAUUUGCUAUAUUUAAGGCGUAGAAAAAUAAGUUUCCGGUUUUAUGCCCGGAACAAACAUAAUAGGCCGUAGGUCGGAAAAUAUGUAAACAAAUUGGCAAAUUGUUUCUUGAGAUGUUUCUGUUACCAGAAACUAUAAAUCAUAUGCCUAUAAGAACAUCUAUACAAUCAGUAUUAGCAUCACCGGUAUUGUCAAAUUCAAGAACGCUUUUUUCUUUUAAAAACAAAACAAUCAAACAAAUUAUAUAAACAAUAUUUCUCGAGGCGAUAAAAAGGUUAAGUGUCGGCCAAACAAUAGGGAAGGUCGGCAAACCGGAAACACACAUUUUUUUACGCCUAAAUAAAUAAAUGUAUAUAUACAUAUAGACUGUUCAAAUGUUUAAAUGUUAUAGUGACUCAAACAUGUGUGUCAUCGUGAAUGGCUUUCCGAUUACAUUGGUCGAUUUGGCAAGUACAUGUUCAUUAAUGUUACAUUUCAAAACCCACCGUGCAGGCCGUGAAGACUCUUCGUGACAUUUUUUAUUUGAAGUACUGGACAAGUGUCCAUGAAUGUCACUGUGCGAGACCAAGUAUUUAUGCCAUACUUUUGAAUUUUUACAAUAUUUACUGAAAUAUCAA